GAAUAAUUUUCAGCAAUGGAGAAAUAUGGGAGCAAACACGACGUUUUUCUAUUAUGAUCUUAAGGUCUCUGGGGAUGGGAAAGAAAACUAUUGAAGACCGAAUUCAGGAGGAAGCCCAUUGUCUGGUGGAAGCAUUGAGAAAAACCAAUGGGUCUCCCUGUGACCCUAACUUUCUUUUGGCCUGUGUUCCCUGCAAUGUGAUUUCUGCUGUCAUUUUCCAGCAUCGCUUUGACUACAAUGAUGAUAUAUUCAUAGGCUUCAUGAAGAAUUUUCAAAGAAUUAUUGAAAUUUUAACAUCUCCUUGGAUCCAGCUGUGCAGUGCCUACCCUAUCUUAUCCUAUCUCCCAGGAAGCCAUAAUGAAUACUUCAAAAUUUUGACUGAAAUAAAAGCGUUCAUUUUGAAGGAAAUAAAAAGGCAUCAAGAAUCUCUGAACCUCAGUGACCCUCAGGACUUUAUUGACUAUUUCCUGAUUAAAAUGGAAAAGGAAAAACACAAUAAAAAGUCUGAAUAUGGCAUGGAUAACAUGAUCGCCACCGUAUCUGAUCUUUUUCAUGCGGGAACAGAGACAACAAGCUCCACAAUGAAAUAUGGGCUUUUUCUUCUGCUGAAGCACCCAGAAGUCACAGCUAAAAUUCAAGAAGAAAUUGCACGUGUGAUUGGCAGCCACCGGAGCCCCUGCAUGAAGGACAGGAGCCACAUGCCCUACACAGAUGCUGUGCUGCAUGAGAUCCAGAGAUACAUUGAUCUUAUCCCUAUUCCUUUGCCUCGUAAAACAACACAGGAUGUGGAAUUCAGAGGAUACCACAUUCCCAAGGAAGAAGAGCUUGUAUUGGAGAAGGUCUGGCCCGCAUGGAGAUGUUUCUAAUCCUGACCAACAUUUUACAGCAUUUUACUUUAAAACCUCUGGUCAACCCAGAGGACAUUGACACCAACCCAGUUCAAACUGGUUUGUUGUCU
Molecule: messenger RNA, 958 nt
Organism: Mus pahari (shrew mouse)
Lineage: Eukaryota; Metazoa; Chordata; Mammalia; Rodentia; Muridae
Product: cytochrome P450 2C70-like
Exons: 6
Biological process (GO): xenobiotic metabolic process
Cellular component (GO): cytoplasm; intracellular membrane-bounded organelle
Molecular function (GO): heme binding; oxidoreductase activity, acting on paired donors, with incorporation or reduction of molecular oxygen, reduced flavin or flavoprotein as one donor, and incorporation of one atom of oxygen; iron ion binding
Source: RefSeq, a predicted model, not a curated record